Vespa crabro (European hornet) is the source of this 1007-nucleotide messenger RNA. Its product is annotated as prenylated Rab acceptor protein 1. The transcript is spliced from 5 exons. Bases 106 to 684 code for a protein of 192 amino acids. Gene Ontology annotation, cellular component: Golgi apparatus. The record is from RefSeq and is a predicted model, not a curated record. NCBI's taxonomy places the organism in Eukaryota, Metazoa, Arthropoda, Insecta, Hymenoptera, Vespidae.
UCUGAAUAUCGGAAAUGAGUAAAGUUUAACAAUGGAAACAAUUGAGAUGCUUAAAACAUUUUUCGGCUGCUUUUAUCAUAUUUUUUUAAAUUGAAUUUUGGAAAGAUGCAAGUUCAACCACCUAAAAAUAAUAACAUAAGCGGAUCUAAUUUCUUACAAUUGCCACAACUUCAAUUAAGUAAGUUAGGAUAUCCUCAAGUUCAAGCAUUGAUUGAAUAUACGAAAGCUAAUAUAAAACCUUGGAGAUUAUUUCUAAAUACUAAUUAUGUCCGACCACCUCAAAGCGUGUCAAUAUUAAGUAAAAGAAUAGUGAAGAACAUUGAAUACUUCCAGAGCAACUAUCUCUUUGUAUUCAUUGGAUUAUUUAUAUAUUGUUUGAUUACAUCGGGUCUAUUACUCCUUCUUAUUAUAAUCCUUUUUGGAAUUUGUUAUAUGGUAACUAAAUGGCAUACUAAUAAAAGAUUAUUGAUUCUUGGUCAUAGAUUAACUUUAGCUCAAUUAUAUGCAUUAAUUGGGAUUUGUUCAUUACCUUUCUUUUAUUUGGUUGGUGCUGGACAAUAUUUGUUUUGGGUACUUGGCGCAUCCUUGUUUCUAAUAACACUUCAUGCAACUUUUUAUAAUAUUGACUCUGUUUUAUGUCCGGGACAAGAAGAACUUGAUACAUUAGUAGUUGAAGAAGUGUAAAGUUAUUUUAAAUAUGAAAACAAUUACAAUUAUAAAAAAAAGAAACUAAAACGUUUUUUUAUGAAAGUAAUAAUUUACACAUUUUAUUCACGUAUAAAAAUAAAAAAAUAUGAACCAGAAAAUGGAAUAUAUUUAUAUUUAAGAACUAUAUUGAAAGAGAAUUGCGUUUCUCUUAUUUUGUAUAUUGUCAUGAUUCUUUACUUUUGAUAAAAUGUCUCUUCUGUAUCUACUGUUUUCCAUUGCAAUUUUAAAUUUGCAUGAUCGCGACAAAUUUUAUGGAAAUCAUACAUUAUAAAAAUAAAUAAAAAAGAUACUGUAAUUUA